AUGAGUGAGCACCACGACGUUGAGAAUGCUGUGGACAAUGAGCGCUCUGUGGACCGCCGGAUCUCGAAUUCCCGCUCGCUUCCAAGUCUGCCGUCCAACCUAGAUCAGUCAAACAGCGGCCAGAUGUCUAAUGCGACGUCAUCAUCCCAGCUGACCAGCUCGGACAAGCUUUCUGCUCUUCCAGUGAGAUCCUCGCCCGCUGUCGGGCGGUUCCGCAGCCCAAGCCGCGUGCGGAGGAGUCUAGAAGGCUCGAGUUCCGUUAUGUCUUUUAGUGAUUCGCCCCGUCCUGUCCAAGGAGGCACUCUGCCGCUGCCACCAAGCGCAUCUGGUAACGUAGAACGCGCAUAUAGUCCUGAUGGAUCGACCGGAAGAGAGACGCCUCGCCAGCAGCGCGUCUCUUUCGAGAGCGACCGCGUUUCAUUGCCAACCCUCCGCAGCUUCAGACAAGCCGUUUCGCCUCGCUUGAUUCAGGGCGGCGACCCUAAUGCAUCAGCGACUGGGCCGGCUAACCGCUCUGGUUCUCGCCCGCGCAAGGAUAGUGCGGAGUCGCGCUCUCGCUCUCAUUCGCGCCCGGCUUCGCCUCUUCGUUUCCUGCCUUGGCCAAGCAUCCACCGUGGCCAGUCGAGGGAAGAGCCUUUCGUGCCCGUCGAUCCUUUCAAGCUUCGGUUACAUCUUGCUCAUGCUGUGCACCACAAUAAUGCUACUGACAACGACUCUGAAUACGCGUGCAACUGCGAGGAUACUGUCGCCUUCUGCUUACCUUGUCCUUGUUCAACCACUGCUCAUCCUAACUCUAAAAUCAGCAUGUAUUUCGCCACUUUCAAUUUCUUCGUCCUAGAUACUUUACCCCGCGUCGUUUACCUCUAUCUCCUCUUACGACUUCCUAGCCUUUACUUCUCUCGCGUUGCUCGCAUAUUCGAAGACGCGGAGCUUAGUCGGCCGGACGUUCAGAGGAUGAUAGAGGCUUGCGGCUUCAGAGAGUCUGGAUUUCGGGAAAGUGCUCCAAUCGCUGCGGCCCAGGGUGACGGUGCCACGAGCCUGCGCGGGGGUGGGGGUGGCGCUGCCAGGUCGAAUGCGGAGCCCAUUUUGCCGCCCUACCCGGAGCAAUGGAACGCUCCCGCCGUUUCCCCCGCACUCAUUCAAUUCAGACGCACAUGGGAAGAAUUCAUCGAGAGCUUGUUGAAAGAGUGGAAGACUCUCAACGUCGUGUCGGCGCUUCUUCUGACAGCUAUCCUCACCAUGUUUCAGAUACCCAGCGCUGCUGCUGAUCCGCUGACACGGACGGCGGCUCUGGUUUCUCUCGUGUGCGCUCUCAUGAGCCUAUCCUAUGGAUGCAUAUUCAUCAUACGCUUUGGGACGAUGCGGAGCAUGUAUCGUGCGUCAAGGUGGGCGGAGGAAGCUCAACGGAGCAAGACCUCGAUUUGGUGGAAUGUGUGGGUUAUGCUCGCCAUGCCCGCUGUUUGGCUGACCUGGUCAAUGAUCACCUUCGUGACAUCCAUACUAUCGUUCGUAUGGCGGACGGGUGACUCAUCCAAUCCUGAUACGCGCAAGGCGCUCUCACCCAUUCAUGAGCUUGGUCCUCGCGUCCUUAUCACAUGCCUCACUCUGCUGGGUCUGCUAUACUUUUGGAAGAUCGUUGGUACGUUCAGGAGAUACGGAUCUAGCGGCCAAAGAAAGGCCACCGACGGAUUAUGGUCGGAGGCGCCAGGCGUAAGGACACAGACGCGAGGCGGAGAUGGUGACGAGAGAAGACGGAGAGCUGUCGGGCCCGAGUCCGAUCGACAACGUGAGGCUGCUGUGCGAGGGAGGGAGAGGCAAAGGCCUGCGACUGGGUUAGGUCUCGACCUCGGGUUGGCGGGGAUGAUUGGAGAGAAGGGCAACGGUGAAAUUGUAAAUGGUGUCGUGCGAGACGGCGACGAGGAGAAGAACGAGGUACGGGAGUUUGUGCAGCCUGCUGGCUCGCGUCCUGCCUCACCAGGGAUGUAA
Molecule: messenger RNA, 1986 nt
Organism: Gloeophyllum trabeum ATCC 11539
Lineage: Eukaryota; Fungi; Basidiomycota; Agaricomycetes; Gloeophyllales; Gloeophyllaceae
Exons: 6
Coding region: 1-1986 (661 amino acids)
Source: RefSeq, a predicted model, not a curated record